UCGCUCAAGGACCCGCUGUUCUUUCAUCUCAGUGUCUGCCUGGCACCUGACGACUUACUAGACAGGAUGACAUGGCGUCCUCAGUACCGCAGCUCCAAGUUUCGCCACGUGUUUGGUAAGGCCGCCACCAAGGAGAACUGCUAUGAUGGCGUGCCGAUCACACGCAGCGUACAGGACAACCACUUCUGUGCAGUCAACCCACGCUUCUUGGCAGUCAUUACCGAGUGUGCCGGUGGAGGCUCUUUCCUGGUCCUGUCUCUCCAUCACACGGGGAAGGUCGACCCUCACCAUCCCAGAAUAUCAGGCCACAGAGGCAAUGUGUUGGACAUCAAAUGGAACCCAUUCAAUGAUUACUGCAUUGCCUCCUGCUCUGAAGACACAACAGUAAAGGUGUGGGAGAUCCCUCCUCAUGGUGUGCUGAAGAACCUCACUGUACCAUGGAAGGAGCUGCAGGGUCACAGUCGCAGGGUGGGCCUCAUUGAGUGGCACCCCACGGCUAACAAUGUGCUCUUCAGCUCCGCCUACGACUACAAGGUGAUGAUCUGGAACCUGGACUGUCCAGAGCAGGUGAUAAAGAACCCAGUACGGACCAUCAGUCAACACACUGAUGUUGUCUUGUCCAUGUCCUUCAACACGGAUGGCAGCCUCUUGGCUACUACAUGCAAAGACAGGAAGAUCAGACUCAUAGAGCCACGCACAGGCAAUUUAUUGCGGGAUGCCAACUGUAAGACACAUAAAGCCAGCAAGGUGCUGAUCCUUGGCAACAUGAAGAGGCUUUUAACAACAGGUUCUUCACGCUGGAAUGUACGACAGAUAGCACUGUGGGAUCAGGAUGAUCUCUCUGUGCCUUUGUUACAAGAAGACUUGGAUGGUUCAUCAGGGGUCCUCUUUCCUUUCUACGACCCUGAUACACACAUGCUAUAUAUUGUCGGGAAGGGCGAUGGAAAUAUCAGGUACUAUGAGAUCAGCUCAGAGAAGCCGCACAUACACUACCUGACAGAGUACCGCUCGCUCCUACCUCAGAAAGGAAUGGGUGUCAUGCCAAAGAGAGGCUUGGAUGUGAGCUCCUGUGAGGUUUUCAGGUUUUACAAGCUGGUGACAAUCAAGAGUCUCAUUGAGCCUAUAUCUCUGAUCGUACCUCGCAGGUCAGAGUCAUACCAAGAAGACAUCUAUCCCAAGACGGCAGGUAACCAUCCUGCGCUGACCGCAGAGGAGUGGUUCAGUGGUAUUAACAAAGACCCAGUGCUAAUCUCUCUGAAGCCCGGAAGUCAAGUUGAGAUGUACCCUGAGCUGAGCAUGAGCAAAGGACUGGGCAACUCGCUGGACAUGCGUCGAUCCCAUAGCAGGCCGGGCCUGCUCCAGCUGACAUACAUUCAGGAUCAGCUGGCCACUAAAGAUGACAAAGCAGACAGCGAUCCUUUUGCCGGAACAGAGGAGAGGAGACGGUCGUCGAUCAUCAGCGGUCACGACCUUGAUCUUUGCUCUCCCCCCAAGACAGAGAACGAGCUGCGCUUAAAGUUCCACAGGCAGCAGGAGGAGAUCCGCCGGCUGAGGGAGCUCCUCAACCAGCGUGAUGUUCAUAUCACACAGCUCGAACUGGAGAUUAAGAACAUCAAAAAUUCCCAUACUCACGGCUCUCUCUGAGACAGAACCCUUUUUUAUUUGUUUUGUUUUUGUUUUGUACACACACAGCACACAACAUUCCCGGUUCAUGUACUUAUACUCAAAACAAGGACUGCUGUUAUUCUCCCACAAUGUAACAAAUUUCUAAGUCUUACCGACCUGUCCGCUCCUGCCGCCGUCGCCUGUUUGUAUGCCUCACAGCUAUGCAAGUUUGUCUACUUUUUUUUGCUCCUUUUUUUUUCUUUUUUAAAAAAAAAUGCUCUUUUAGUUAAUGAGGAAAAUGGAUGUAUUUGCCUGUCUUAAAUGAAUGAUGUUAUUGUCUGCUUGUGGUUUGAAAGAGGUCACGGGGUGGGAGCUGACAUUCUGUGUGAUUGUAUGAUAACACUGAAUUUCUUUACUUUUCCAAUUUUUUUUUUUUUUUUUUUUUGCAUAUUCAAGCUACUGUGUGUGAAGACAGACGUCUAUAGUUGUAAUGUCUGGAAGGUCAGAUGCUAGAUCUGUGUGCAUGGAAAAAGGUUGUGACCCUGGAUAUGAAUGACUGUAUCGUGCUCCAAAGGUUUUCACCUCCCACAAAGCUGCACAUGUAUUUCAAUUACUGGAAGAAGAAAAAAAAACUUAUCAAAGAUCAAACUAUUUUCAGGGCGGUUGAUUUUCAGUUCUGUUUUUGUGAGGUCUCUGUAUUUGAUGCAGAGGAGACAGCAGGGAUGUAUUGGAUAUUUUCUAUUUAUUCUGCUUUAAAAGCUGGGGAAACACAACUUAGAAGCGACACUUAACAAAUUUGACAUUCAAAUCGGACGGAUAAUGAAAGAGAAGCACGCCACCAGUCACAAAAAUGGCAAAUGGGUUUCUUCCUGAAGAUGUCAACCACUGUGAUGAGAAAAAAUGAAAGCCAUCAUGUGUAUAUAGUAGCUAUACACACUACAUGCAGGGAACUCAGUGAUUGUUAGUUUAUCCGUUUACGAAGUCCUUGCUUAAGUUAUGGUCUCUCAGAAUAACCACAAAGGUUUUAAAAAGCCACAAAGUAAGUAAAGGUGCUCUGUACAGGUGCACAAAGAGAAUCCUAUAAGAAUAAAACAGGAUUAUGCUCUCGUGGACACUUACGGAUGCUCUUAAUAAUUUCUACCUUGGUUUAAGUGGAUGCAUUUCUCACAUAUGGUGCUUUAAAUAUUGGGUCUACCUAUUUUGACCUGAAACAACACUGCUUUCAAAUAUGAUGCGAGAUCUCACGUUAUGUACUCUCUCAAUAGGCCUCACUCAUCAAUUGUUCGUAUGUACAAAUUUGUUCUAACACACCCAUGGUAUGUUUUAUCCCUGAAGUUUGUCUCAGAGACCAGUGUAGAACCUGGGUAACCCCUGAAUUUAAGCACCAGUUGGUUAACACUGAUGUCUUUGCAAGCCUGGGUGAUUGCUCAUUGCAACAGGUAGAUGGUAGAUGUUAGGGGGAAGGAAUUAAAAAUUACCAUCAGGCUUUGCUGCUGACUGUUAGACAAUCUUGAGAGCUAAAAAAAAAUUCCAUGGGGGUGCAAAGAACAAAUCUGUAUGUACGAACAAUUGGUAAAGCUUGUACCACAUGAUGCAAAAGACCCCAUCAUAAUGCAAGCAAAUCCACAUUGUACUGGUUAUGAUUUGCUAUUCACACCUCCCCCUCAAAUGAACAAACCAACAUAUAGACAGACUCACAUGCAUACAUACAUACAUGCAUGGCUGUAUGGAAUUGUUUUGUCUGACACUGGCAACCGCUGCUCGGACAAAUCUAGCGCAGUAGCUGGCUAUACUCAUUGACUUUGGUCCAAGAGCACACCAGGCCAAACCCGAACCGCUGCCCUUUAUAGACAUGUUGCAACGCAUUCCCCUUUUGCAUUGUUUGUGCUGCUAAAGCUGGCUAGCUGACUUUUUCGAGAGCUGAUUUGGCCAAUUGUUUAUGCAAUAUUUACUGGCUGCACUGUGUGCAACAGUGUUGUAUUCCCAUUGUCCUUCAUUUUCAACUGAGCUAUUGCAACGGGCUUCUAUAUCAUCAACUAAAUGGCUAGUAAGUGCCAAUGACAAAGCCUCUUGACCCCAUUAUUUCAGUAAUAUCUUGUUUACAUUGGACAGUAGAUGCCAGACCAACCUCAUGAGUCGUUGCUCAAUGUCAUUCACACCCCUGGCUAUAGACUGUUGAAUGUGGCCAUCCCAAAAUGUAGCCGGUUUAA
Molecule: messenger RNA, 3815 nt
Organism: Lampris incognitus (smalleye Pacific opah)
Lineage: Eukaryota; Metazoa; Chordata; Actinopteri; Lampriformes; Lampridae
Gene: coro2aa
Product: coronin 2Aa
Exons: 12
Coding region: 67-1644 (525 amino acids)
Biological process (GO): actin filament organization
Molecular function (GO): actin filament binding
Source: RefSeq, a predicted model, not a curated record